Messenger RNA from Didymodactylos carnosus, 2586 nucleotides. The record is from the annotation of a GenBank genome assembly. NCBI's taxonomy places the organism in Eukaryota, Metazoa, Rotifera, Eurotatoria, Philodinida, Philodinidae.
AUGCGAACAAGAACUGCGAGUAUACCUAUUACGAGUUCAAAUCAAACUCGUCGUCAUAAUACGUCAACGUAUUCACCUAAAAAUUUUUUUAAAUACUCACGAUCAGUUGAUGAUCGCAUUCAUCCCGACGAUCAAUUGGCAUCGUUAAAUGACUUUAAUAACAUUAAUUACAAUCUUCUAUUAAAUUCAAAUCGUUUUUCAUCUGAACCAAUUAAUUUAUCUUGCAGUAUGCAAAAUUAUUCACUUAUGAACUCACAAUCUUUAAAUUCAAAACAUUAUCCGACAACACCAACAACAACAGCAGAUAAUAAUUCAUUUUAUUAUGCCACAAUAUCGAGCCCGAUUUUUAUCAACAGUGAUACAAAUAACUAUGAUUUACCAGUUUUUUCUUCACUUCCAAAUUGCAACUCGGUGAUUAAUAAUCAUUGUUCUUCAUUUUCACCGAUAUCUUCAUCAUUUUCUUCAGCAGAAGAUAAUUAUAUUGAUACAAAGGCAUGUAAUGUUAUCUUAUCGGAUAAUGAAAAUCAUGAACAAGAUAAAUGUUCGAUAAUGAACACGAGAAAUCUCAAUCAAACAGAGUUGGAUGAUAAAGCAAAAGAGAUUUCACUUCUAUCGCAAGAUCAUGGCACGCUACAAGAAGAACAGAAUAAUAAUGAAAGCGCUCUUCAGUCUUCUUGUGAAAUUAAACAAAUUAUUGAUGAUGAAAAACCAAUUGAUCAAAAUGAUAAAGCAAUCAAGACAUCGACAUCUUUGCCAGAUGGUGAAAACAACUCUGAUUCAAUAAAGGAUGACAAUUUCAAUAAUCAAACAACAUCAAUCGAACGAUCUCCUUCGUCCGACAAUAUUCUUGCAAAUAUAUUGUAUUCAAAAUUAGCAACUAACAAGCCUGAUGAGCUCGUAAAUAACACCGAUGAUUCUGCUCUAAUUCGUGCAGAUUCAACUGGUUCAAAUGAAAGUAGUACAACAACAUCGUCAACAUCUGAAAUAAAACUAUUAGAUGAUGAUAUAUUAUUGGAUAAUACGGCGGAUUUACUCACGAACGCUGAUGACUUGCAAAAUCGUUAUUUGAAAAGGAGAAGACGUCGUUCAUCACUACGUAGUUCAUUUAGUCAAGAAUCACCAUUAUUAUCUGCGCUUGUAUCAGCUGAGACUAGUAGGAAAGAUGAAACAAAAUCCGAGAAACAAAACAAAGAAUCUGAAGAAAGUCCUUCUCUUCUGCCACCAGAGUCAUCGACGCCAGUACAGAAUGACGAAAUAAAAGUUGAAGAAAAUCAAUCACAAACCACGCAACAGUCAGAAAAUCAAAGUCCACUUGAAAAUACUGAAAAUAAUAAUAUUACGAUUAGUGAUGUUAACAGCAUAAAGGAAGAAGAAGAUGAAAAACCAAUUAUACGUUAUCGUCCCAGAAGGUUACGUCAGCGUCUAUUGCGAAACUACGAUCUCAUUACGAAUGCAAAUCUUGCAGCUAUUGAAACAAAUUUAAAGGGUGGAGUCGAAUCAUCUAAUCUUCUAUGGACAUCAGACCACGACAAUCAAUUGGCAUUACCACAUGCGAAUACUCACCAUCAUACAGAAACGAAUAAUGAUCAUGACAGCAAUAUUGACAAAGACGAACAUCAACUGAGUAAACAAUUAUCUGAUUUACAAAUUAAAGAUAAUGGCAAUACUCAAGAACAACAACAAACAAGGGAUAAAAAUCAUAUCAAUGACGAUGUAUUUAGUAAUACGCAAUCAGCAACACUGCCACGUGGUGGUUUGAAGCGUUCACAAACAUCUUCGUCAUCGAAAAAAAUGGUUCGUUUUGCCGAUUCUUUGGGUCUUGAUCUUGCUCAAAUUAAGUACAUUCGAUCUACUCUGACAUCUGAUAGUAAAUAUUCCCCAUCACCAUCAACAACAUUAUCAUUAUUUAAACGAAAUUUAGCUCUUGAUGAUAUUCAUAAUCAAGGAUUGAAACCAUGGGAUUUUGAUUUAACAAUAUCAUCACAUUAUAAUCAGCGUGCUUAUUCAUCAACGCUUUCACCAUCAAAUGCUCAUCAACAGUUCAACAAUCGACGUUAUUUUUGUUUAUUCCGUCAGCCCAAUUCUGAAUCACCAGAUGUCUAUUUACAUGAAAUAUGGCGAUCACAGAUUAAAUUAGAAUAUGCUGAAAUAAGAAAAAAACAAAUUAAACAACAACAACAACAGCAAUCAGCACUUAAAAAUUAUAAUAGUAGAUUAGAUUUUCAUCAUAUUCCAUCUGAUGCGCCACAACAACAAUUAUGCGGCACAUUAUGGGUAACAAAUAUUGAUUUCUUGAAAUAUGUAUCGAUCAAAUAUACGUUUAAUCGUUGGAUGAACACGUAUGAAAAAGAAGCUAUUCAUAAAUAUCAUUCUCAAGACUAUCGAAACAUAGAUAAUUAUGAAUUUACCAUUGAUAUACCAAAUGAUGUUGAUCGUGUCGAGUUUAUCUUACGUUAUUCAUCUGGUGGUCAAGAGCACUAUGACAAUAACUAUGGAAAUAAUUAUAUAAUUGAAGCUGAACAGACCACGUCCAUUGCUAUAUCACUUCCACACGAUUAUGAUUUUAAUGAAAUGAGGUUUUAUUAA